CGCCCGCUACUUUCGUGCCACUCUGGGCAGCACUUCCGGCGGUAAGUAGAUAUCCCAGAGUUCCGUGGGCGUUCGGGUCCUUCCGCUGCAGCAACCAUUGGAGAGUGGCCGCCAUGGCUCUGCGCUACCCCAUGGCCGUGGGCCUCAACAAGGGCCACAAGGUGACGAAGAACGUGAGCAAACCGAGGCACAGCCGCCGCCGCGGGCGCCUCACCAAGCACACCAAGUUCGUGCGGGACAUGAUCCGGGAGGUGUGCGGCUUCGCCCCCUACGAGCGGCGCGCCAUGGAGCUGCUCAAGGUCUCCAAGGACAAACGGGCCCUCAAGUUCAUCAAGAAACGGGUGGGGACGCACAUCCGCGCCAAGAGGAAGCGCGAGGAGCUGAGCAACGUGCUGGCCGCCAUGAGGAAGGCAGCUGCCAAGAAGGACUGAGCCCGUGUGUGGAAUAAACCUUUGCAGAGA
This is a messenger RNA of Chinchilla lanigera (long-tailed chinchilla), 461 nucleotides long. It is a transcript of the gene Rpl36, whose product is annotated as ribosomal protein L36. The transcript is spliced from 4 exons. The coding region runs from base 114 to 431 and encodes 105 amino acids. NCBI's taxonomy places the organism in Eukaryota, Metazoa, Chordata, Mammalia, Rodentia, Chinchillidae. The record is from RefSeq and is a predicted model, not a curated record. Gene Ontology annotation, cellular component: cytosolic large ribosomal subunit; ribosome. Gene Ontology annotation, biological process: cytoplasmic translation. Gene Ontology annotation, molecular function: structural constituent of ribosome.